CAACAGUCUGAAGCUGCCAUCCUUGUGACAGUGCUCAGUGGGUGAUACUAUUUAACGGUGUGAGUACCAGAUUUCAGACAAAUAAAUGUUCCAAGACUUCUAAAUUUGUACCCAGAAUUCUUUCGGAUCAUCAUGCCGAGAGAAACUGCGUCUACUGCGCAGUACACGAAAGAUUUGUUUCAAGAUUCUUUACUUACUGGAAUUCCUCAAAUAGUUCAGACUCGCAGCUUAGGUAGGAAGAUUCUCAAAAGCACGAUUUUGGCAAGUUGCGUCAUAGGUUUCGUAUAUCAAACAACGGAAUUUAUGAAAAUUUUCUGGAGUUACCCUACUGUACUAGACAUUGAUGUCGAAUACCCAGAAAUCAUUGAAUCGCCAGCAAUCACGUACUGCAAUCUCAAUGGUAUCAAACGAAACUCCUUUUGUGAAGAAUAUCCAGAUAACUGCACAUCUCCUCAAAACAUCACAGCGUUUUGCAACGCUUUUCCAGAUGUGUGCCGUAAGCAGGGAAUUGAAAAUUUAAAGUACCCGAAAGACGAAGCUUUCAAAUUUGAAGAAAUAGCUACCAUUGAUGAUUUGAAAAACCUUGGCCAUUCGAGUGAAGACAUUUUAAUUUACUGUCGAAAAAUGCAUAAAGAUACACACGAGUUCGUGGAAUGCAACAUACAAGAUCAUAUCCAUAUGCUAAUGCCUGACGGUAACACUGGAUAUCGGAACUGUUAUAUUCUCUUCUCGGUAAUAAGAAGUACUACUUUAAAGCAGCAUACUUUGCCAGUACCUAAAAAAAAAGAUGCAUUGUUUCACAUGGUUUUCGAAAUGGAACCUGGCGAAUAUUUCCGUCCAGAUCGCCAAGUGGGAGCCAUCAUCGCCAUUCAUUCCCCAAACACCAUCAUCAAUCCAUUCUAUGAUGGUUUUGUCAUUAAACCUGGAAAUAUUUAUUCAGUGCAUUUGAAAGUUGUUGAAGAAAAACUUCUACCAUUCCCAUAUGAAACUCAAUGUAAAGAUUAUCAGUCUGAAUGGAAAAAGAGGAAUGGAAAAGGACCACUUAGUCAGGAAAUGUGUUUGGCUGAAUGUGUUUACAACGUUUCCAUGAAAUUAUGUAACUGUGUCAUUCCCAAUAUCAUGUAUUACCAUGAAGACAGAAUUUGUUCAGGAAGUGAAAUGGACUGCUUUGAUUUCAACGUCUCGCAAUGUUAUACUGUCUGCCAACAACCCUGCCAAAGUCGAAGAGCAGAUCUAAAUGAAUUUUUCAGAGAUGUGCUUCGCUUCAUAACAGUAUCAUUUAGGGAUGAUGGUUCUGCCCAAUGGGAUCAAUUCACCAA
Messenger RNA from Stegodyphus dumicola, 1319 nucleotides. RefSeq names its product FMRFamide-activated amiloride-sensitive sodium channel-like. Gene Ontology annotation, biological process: sodium ion transmembrane transport. NCBI's taxonomy places the organism in Eukaryota, Metazoa, Arthropoda, Arachnida, Araneae, Eresidae. The record is from RefSeq and is a predicted model, not a curated record. Gene Ontology annotation, molecular function: ligand-gated sodium channel activity. Gene Ontology annotation, cellular component: plasma membrane.